Molecule: messenger RNA, 5548 nt
Organism: Amoebophrya sp. A120
Lineage: Eukaryota; Dinophyceae; Syndiniales; Amoebophryaceae
Source: the annotation of a GenBank genome assembly
AGUCAGUAGGUCCCGGCGCAGAAGGUCGGUCGUAGCGUUGUAAUUUCUAAGUGCUGGUUUUAUUAUUUUUCUUGCAGCAGCUACUACGCUUCGGUUUAUCUUUAUGUUCGGUUUCUCUGUGGUGUACCUGUAGUCUAUCGAGUGAUCCUCCUCGUGUAAAAAGGAGUGUACGUAAAAAAUCGGGCUGCAACGGGUAUAUAGAAAACAAGUUCCAAAAAGUCUUGUUUAUGCAAAGAUUACGAACGACAAAUCAUGACCCAAGCAGACGACGUCGGGCCUCCUGAUAAUUCUAAUCCCACCAGCGCUCCUGCUGUAGUUUGACGACUGGGAAAAGAUAGCAGUGCUUCCGCUUGCCGACCUAGGUGCGUAGUGGUAGUGGACCGAAAGCUCAAGGAGUCAUGCCGGCUGGUAUCUUAAAGGCGGCGAUGAAGGAGCAAAAACCAAAAUCAUCUUUCCCCCACUUGGUGUUUGUGUACGGGAUAUCAAAUGCAAAAGUGUCUGGGUCUGGAAGAAUGCAUGUUUGUCAUGCUUGUCUGGCAUGACACUUAAAUCUGUCAUGCACGUUACCCAAGAGCUCCAUUUUUCUGUGAUGCAGGAACGCAGUUUGUCAUGCAGAACAGGCAACACCUAGAAGCUCAGAAACUUGUCAUGCUGAGCCAGCAUUUGUGGCCUUAUGAUGAGACGCCACCCAGCAUCACAAGUUUCCAGACCCAGACAUUUUUACAUUUGAUACGGGACUUUGAAAAAAGAUUUUUUCAACUACAACCGCUUUAUAUCAAAUGUAAAAAUGUCUGGGUCUGGAAGAUUGCCAGGUUUGUCAUGCACAUUUUGCAUGACUCCUGAUGUCUGUGAUGCAUGCCCUAGAAUCACAGAUUUUGUGAGGGCUUCCCAAUGCCUAUACCGCAUGACAAAUGCUCUUUCCGUGUAGCAAAACUUGGACUCUCUUUGCUGCUCAUGCAAUACAGACUUUUUUGGAAUCCAAAAUCAGCAUGACAAGUUGGAUUCUUCCAGACCCAGACAUUUUUACAGUUGAUACUUUAUGAAAGCGAAGGAAAACUUAUCCGCUGGGAAAAGUAGAACGAAGUCCGUGCUGUCUACAGCUCACUCUGGUUUUCUGCAUGCUGCUGGGUUGCUAUUUGAUGUACAUGACGAUGGACUAAAAACGUUUGUCCCCACGAGGGCGGGCAACAUAGGGCCCUGGGCAAGGCUGCUGGCCCUGGGCAAGGCCCCGAUGCUCUGCUAGGGCCCUGGGCAAGGCUGCUGGCCCGGCCUGCCCAUCGCCGCAAAGAAGGGAAGGUUGUUAGCCCACGACAGAACGCAUGCCGGCGCGCGCUCGCCCGCUGCUUGUCAUGGCGGGGGCGGGGGCGCGGCGCCCUUGGCGCUUAUUCGUGGCGGCCCUGGCUUUCUUCCGGGGCCUACGCCUCUUGCCCAUGCUUUGGCUCCGGCCUUCGGCCUUCCGCUCGGUGGGGCGAAGAUACGGCGGCCCCGCCCCCCUUGGUGCGCGCCCGGUUUGGCGCCCUGCGUGAGAUCCUCGGCGGCCAGCGGCGCCGCGGCGUCCCAACUUUAACGGGCGCCACCCCUGCGAUUGGCCACAGAGCCACCGAGCGUGUCUGUGUGCCCGCACCCACAAAGGGGGCGGCGCCAAGGCCCUCGCCACGGAGGCGGUGCGCCGAAUCCCUGGGAAAGCGAAGACGCAGCCUGAUGCGGCGCGGCAUCGUCGGCGUCUUGGCAAGCUGCUCCCGCCCUCGAUUUGCCCUCAGUGUGGUAGCGUGGCGGGGCGCGGGCAUCUACAACGCCCAGGAGCGUGCUCCCAGUUGCAUGCGGGGAGGCCGCGGCGCCUGGCUAACAGCGAAGGCCCCGCGGCGGGCCCGCGAAAAAGUGGGGCGCGGAGGAGCUGGGCGCGGCCGGUCACCAAGUGGACAGACGCAGGCCCUGCAGGAAUUGGGCGCGAUGUCUUCAAGUGUUGCCGGGCUGCUUGGAUCCCCACUCGUGAUGGGGAAAAAAUUUCGCAUCAAAAUUUUCAGCAUACUUGAGAAAAGCGCACCUGACUCCACCAUAGGGUUGCUAUUUGUACAUGACGAUGCACUAAAAACGUUUGUCCCCACGAGGGCGGGCAACAUUUGUUUCUCUAGCAAUAGAGUUUGAGCAUGUUAUCGAGGACCGCAACAACGGAAAAUGGUGCUAAUCGUCGAAGCUUGUCCUGCGACACGCUUGCAGAACACCAGAAUAGCUGCGGCAUUUUAGUAUAGCAGUUCUGCUUCUGACACUUGGCAGGCUUUUGACUAUAAGUAGCUGAGGACGUUCAUUUUACGUCGGAUAGAACCUUCACUGGACAUUGGUCUCAAGCCACGCCGUGCUCUAUGGGAGUGCACAACCCCCCCUGCCCCUCAUUUGCCAUGCAAAAUACCAAAUCCACGCGUUGCCUCUUGGCAUUGUCUGCAUGACAAGUUCAGGCAACCCAAACAGCACUACAAUCCUUUAUGCAAAACCUGCACUCUUGCAGAUGUCAAUGUUGCUAUUGCUGUUCAUGCCUUAGCCUUACAAAUGAAUGGGAGUGGGAGUUGUGCACUCUCAUAUGCUCGAGUCCGCGCGUAUCCGUGCCUUUUUUGUCGACUGCUACUACACCCCGUAUUUGGUGCUGGCACCGGAGCAGGACAAAAAUAAGGUGCAGCCACCUGUGGAUGCAGAAAUAUUAAGUGGAGGAGAUUUAUAUGUAGUGAGGUCACCGAACGGUUCUAACCUGGCAGUUUUCUUGCCAUGAAGUGCCAAAAACGACCGGCAGUUUUGAAGCCUGUAAAGCGUUUUUUUGCAUGAAAAAGCUCGCAGCGUGCAAGCCUGUUUGGCUUUGCCUUCAACGAAUCGCCUGCGGAAACUAUCGGUCGCCGCUUGAUAAAACGACGCAGGGGCGCCGGCAAAAGGGGCGCCCUUCUGAGGCGCCCACCGCCUUAGUUUCUGGCGAUUUGGGGCGCCCAAAAGGGCGCCCGAAAAAAACGCGCCAAAAAUCAGAACAGCGAAACCGCAUGGCACGGCCGCGAUUUCGGAGCAUUUUGGGCGGCCGCGAAAGCGGCCGCCUUUUCGCCCGUUUCUAAGCGGGAGAAGCUUUGCAAAAAGCGCCGGCGCGAAAAAUAAAAACGCAAAAAAGAAAAAGCGCGCCGGACGCGCGAAGCCAAUCCGCAUGCUAUGGGCCCGAAUUUUCUUUGGUUUUUGGGCGCCCCCCGUGGCGCCAGAAUCGGGCCCAUAGCGUCGGGGUUGGCUUUCUUAAGGGAAUUCCGGAAAUUUGCCAAAAAUCUGUUAUGUUUUUCAAGCGGCCGCCAUACCGUGCGGCAUAACCUUACCCACGGCGGCACGGAGGGCCCACAAAAAGCAGGCGCCCUUCCGGCCCGCGGCCAAGGUGGGGGCAAGAAAGCGCCACCGACCUCACUACCUCCGCCACGGCGGCUAUAUUUGGUUAUGUUCUGAGAAACCAGGGCUAGCACAAGCAGAACUAGCACUAGGGGAAAAGCUACAACAGAGCAAGACCGCCCACGGAGAACUCUACCGCGUCGACGAUGUGUAUGGAAGUACCAGGUUUUUGGAAAGUGACAGAAAGAAAGUUGGUGCAAUCAGUCAUGGAUAAAAUUAUCGACUGCACCAGUUUGAGUUUCACACACCAUUUCUGAGGGUUGCGUGACAACUUGUGUCCAUGGAUUUAUCAGACUCAACUUGUCAUUCUGUAGUUCAUCGCAAUAAACGUAAACCUAGGUCAGCUCCUAUUAUGGAAACCCAAUCCCCGCGAGGCCGCUAAGCAGGCCUACAACCGGCCUCACUUGACACCCAUGACAAGACAGGCACGACUUUGUGGCCGGGAUUUCAUGCAUGAUACAAGUUUUGCUGCAAAACUUUUGCAGCCCUUUCGUUUAUUCCCAACCUGAAGCUACUUCCAUAAUAUCAUGCUGGCGGAGCUCGACGAGCUUGAGGGCAUUGCGCGUAUCCCGCGUGAAAACGUACCCGUAAUUGCAAUUGCAAUUUGUCAUGCGUAGUUGUUUUCGGUACCAUAGUGCUACUCUGUUUAUGUUCAAUGCAUGACUCUCGAAAAGAUUCACUUCUGGAUCUGUCGUUCAGAAAUCCUCUCUGGACCACUCUGGGGUAUAGCAAGUAAGCAUGUAUUUCUAGGUACGUUUUCUUCAAGUGAUAACGCGGGACCGGUACACAAGGUCGGUGGUGAGAGUCGAAGCGCAGACUUGCGACGUUUCCGAGGAAGCAAAAGCAAUGCAACAGGAAAUAAAUCCUGUAUCAGCAACGCCUGGACGAGGUCCAGGACGAGCGGGGGAGCAAGAAACUGCGUAUUAUUUCGAUGCGUUCGUGUACCAUCUGAGGGCCGAGAAGGUGCCGACCGAGAUUCUAGAGGGUGCCUCAUCUAUGCCGUCGUCGAUUCGCUUCAUCGAAAAUUAUGCUUUAGUAUGGGACGACCAGACAGUGACAGUAGUGCUGCACAGUUCGCCCCUGGUUGUUCCCCUCCUUUGAAGGACAAGUAUCGCGUCAUCAGUCGCAACAGAAACAAUGGCGCAUAAAAUCACGGAGUUUCUAUUGCAAAGGAUGAAUUGUAAGAGCUCACGCGCGGACCCGGACGAGAGCUUGUCAUGCAGAUCUGGCGUGGUAUCGGUAUGCGCCAGGCCCGGAAGAAGAGCUUGUCUUGCAGGGCGCCGCCAAAAUAUAGGAAGGAGGAAAGCAUCCGGAAUAAUUGCAGGCUUGCAUGACAAAUUACGAAUGGGACGCCCUGCCCUUAGCCUUCCAACAUGACAAAUUACGAAUGCGGGGGAAAGAAGUACACGUAAGGAUUUGCAGCAGGACUGCAGCACUUCCAUACCUCGAAAAGCACCGGCAAAACUACGUGGUGAAAGUAUUGUGAGCAAAAAUUCCCCCUCCCAUAUCGAAGAGGCGUGCUUUUCAAAAUUUGUGAUGCUGAUUUGUGGCCACAAAUCGAGUCUGUCUUGCAAGAGAGCAAAGCCAGAGCUGCCGCCGCAUUUCGCAGGCGAUUUGUAAUGCUGCUGCGCCAAUAGGGCAGACGUCUGCCAUGCUAAGUGACUACCUCAAGCCACCCCUUUCCGGGCUUUGUAUCUGCCUGCAGUGCUCUACUGCAAGACAAAGCUGAUUUGUGUACGCAAAUACAGCGCCACAGACUUCCCUUUCGAUAUGGGGAGGGGGGAUUUUUCAUUUUGAUAGAAAGAAGAGCGCGACAUGUCCAGGUACCAACCAGACUGGGGUGGCUACGUCUAGUUGGUGAUUUAAAGUGCUUGUGAAACAAGGUAGAAUCUUCGAAGAAGAAGGUUUAGAAGUUGUGCUACAUCUUCUGCUCUGUCGAAGGGGGUUUCCAAUUCCAUUGCGCGCUUGUCAGGCACGACGAGCACUGACAAAUGAUUGACAACAUUGGAGAAAAACUACAACGAAAAUCUGAGAGGGAUUUUUUCCAUUUAGCUACUAGGACCACUUGUUGUUCUGUCGCCAAGUGUGUUUUCCAAGAAGCUCUGCAAUAAUGAAGGAGUCGCUAUUUACUCGUAGUGGUUUUGAU